This is a messenger RNA of Emys orbicularis (European pond turtle), 2307 nucleotides long. RefSeq names its product ral guanine nucleotide dissociation stimulator like 1 (gene RGL1). The record is from RefSeq and is a predicted model, not a curated record. The transcript has 18 exons. Lineage: Eukaryota; Metazoa; Chordata; Testudines; Emydidae. Gene Ontology annotation, biological process: Ras protein signal transduction; positive regulation of GTPase activity. Bases 1 to 2307 code for a protein of 768 amino acids. Gene Ontology annotation, cellular component: plasma membrane. Gene Ontology annotation, molecular function: guanyl-nucleotide exchange factor activity.
AUGAAAUUGCUUUGGAAAGCUAAAAUGAGCUCAAUUCAGGACGGGGGUGAAGAGGUAGAGGAAGGAGCUGUUUACCAUGUCACCCUCAAAAGAGUGCAGAUUCAACAGGCUGCCAAUAAAGGAGCAAGAUGGCUAGGGGUUGAAGGGGACCAAUUGCCUCCAGGACAUACUGUCAGCCAGUACGAAACAUGUAAGAUCAGAACAAUAAAAGCUGGCACUCUGGAGAAACUUGUGGAGAACCUGCUGACGGCUUUUGGGGACAAUGACUUUACCUACAUCAGCAUCUUUCUGUCAACAUAUAGGGGCUUUGCCUCUACUAAAGAAGUACUGGAACGUCUCCUCGACAGGUAUGGAAACCUGGAGACCUCAAACUGUGAAGAAGAUGGGAGCCAGAAUUCCUCAGAGUCUAAAACAGUGCUCAGGAAUGCAAUAGCCUCAAUCUUGAGAGCCUGGCUUGACCAAUGCUCUGAAGACUUCCGAGAGCCACCCAAUUACCCUUGUUUGCAGAAAUUGCUGGAUUACCUUAAACGGAUCAUGCCAGGCUCUGACCCGGAGAGAAGGGCACAAAACCUCUUGGAGCAGCUUCAGAAGCAAGAAGUGAAAAAUGAGAAUGGGUUCCAUAACACCUUCACUUUCAGCCUUGAUGAGGAAGAGGAAAUGGAGACUGGUGGGCCAGAAGAGUUCUCUUUUUUCCCAGAAGACCUUGUAGCAGAGCAAUUAACAUACAUGGAUGCAAAGCUCUUUAAGAAAGUGGUGCCCCACCAUUGCUUGGGGUGCAUCUGGUCUCGGAGGGAUAAGAAAGAAAACAAACACUUGGCACCCACCAUCAGAGCCACCAUCUCUCAGUUCAACACAGUUACCAAAUGUGUCGUCAGCACCAUCCUGAAGGGCAAGGACCUCAAAACACAGCAGAGAGCCAAGAUCAUUGAGAAAUGGAUUCAUAUUGCACAUGAAUGUAGGAUCCUGAAGAAUUUUUCCUCCUUGAGGGCCAUUGUUUCAGCACUACAGUCCAACUCCAUCUACCGGUUAAAGAAGACCUGGGCAUCUGUUCCAAAGGACAGGAUGCUGAUGUUUGAAGAGCUGUCCGAUAUCUUCUCAGACCAUGACAAUUAUCUGACGAGUAGAGAGCUGCUAAUGAAGGAAGGAACAUCCAAGUUUGCAAAUCUGGACAGUAGUGUGAAAGAGAACCAGAAAAGGACCCAGAGGCGGCUUCAGCUCCAGAAAGAUAUGGGAGUCAUGCAGGGUACGGUCCCCUACCUUGGCACCUUUCUUACAGACCUGACCAUGCUUGACACAGCGCUGCAGGACUACAUAGAGGGUGGGCUGAUAAACUUUGAGAAGAGGAGACGGGAGUUUGAAGUAAUUGCCCAAAUUAAGCUCUUGCAAUCUUCCUGUAAUAGCUAUUGCAUGACGCCAGACCAAAAAUUCAUCCGAUGGUUCAGGAGACAGCGGCUGUUAACAGAGGAGGAGAGUUAUGGCCUCUCAUGUGAGAUAGAAGCAGCUGCUGACACUAACACCACGUCACCGAAACCUCGGAAGAGUAUGGUGAAGAGACUCAGCUUACUGUUUCUGGGAGCAGAUGUGAUCACCAAUAGCACACCCACCAAAGAGCAGCCCAAAUCUACUCCAAGUGGGAGCUCUGGUGAAAGCAUGGAUUCUGUCAGUGUAUCAUCAUGUGAGUCGAACCACUCUGAGGGUGAAGAAGUCUGCAUCACCCCCAUAGACACUCCUGAUGAGCCUCAGAAAAAGCUCUCUGAAUCCUCCUCCUCUUGUUCCUCCAUCCAUUCCAUGGACACGUCUUCCUCAGGGGUGUCGUCUUUAACCAACACUAUCUCACCCCCUCCUUCCUUAACCUCCAAUCCCAAGAUCCACAAGCGCUCCAUCUCCGUCACAUCCAUUACCUCAGCAGUAUUGCCUCCUGUUUACAACCAGCAGAACGAAGACAUGUGCAUCAUCCGGAUCAGCAUAGAAGACAACAAUGGCAAUAUGUACAAGAGUAUCAUGUUGACUAGCCAAGACAAGACUCCGGCUGUCAUUCAGAGAGCUAUGUCAAAACACAACCUGGAGGCUGACCCAGUCGAGGAUUAUGAACUUGUUCAAGUCAUUGCUGAGGACAAAGAGUUAGUCAUCCCCGACAGUGCUAAUGUAUUUUAUGCAAUGAACAGCCAGGUGAACUUUGACUUCAUCCUACGGAAAAAAAACUCCCUUGAUGGGCAAGUGAAGAUGCGGAGCCGAUCUAGUUUGACACUUCCCAGAACUGCCAAAAGGGGGUGCUGGACUAACAGACACAGCAAAAUCACACUUUGA